Eruca vesicaria subsp. sativa (arugula) is the source of this 456-nucleotide messenger RNA. Lineage: Eukaryota; Viridiplantae; Streptophyta; Magnoliopsida; Brassicales; Brassicaceae. The record is from the annotation of a GenBank genome assembly.
AUGUUCUGUAAGAAAAAGGAGGAAGGGAUGGUGUUUUUCAUGUCGUAUCCGCCGACACGGCGGCAAAUGAUGGUUUCCGUGGCGUUUUUCGCGGCAGGCGUUUCUCUCUUCGCCGCCGGAGCGUAUCUAUCACUCGAAAACAUUGGACCGCAACAAGCUCGCGUCAAGGCUCGGAACCAAUUCGUCAAGGAUCGAAUCAGGAAAUGGCUCGACGAUUAGAGUUUCACAAAAUCUAUUUUUCUGCUGAUUUUCGCUGUAAUUUUAGAUUUUGAUGUGAAGGGUUCUUCAAGGGUUUAGGGUUUAAGCGAUCUGAAUCUUCAGUUGUUAACAUUUCCUGUUUUUUUUUUUUUGUUAAAAAUAUCAAAAAGUUCUUUACAUGUUAAAGGUUCAAGCUUUUUUUUGUCGGUUUGUUAGUUCAAUCUUGACAAGACGAGUAAACCAUAAGAGAAUGUGUGU